AUGGAUGGCUAUGUGGUCCUGAGAGUGAUCGGAGAGGGCUCUUUCGGCAGAGCCCUUUUGGUUCAGCAAGAAAGCAGUAAUCAGCUGUUUGCCAUGAAGGAAAUAAGGCUUCCCAAGUCUCUCUCUGGUACACAGAAUUCUAGGAAGGAGGCUGUUCUGUUAGCCAAAAUGAAGCACCCCAAUAUUGUUGCCUUUCAAGAAUCAUUUGAAGCUGAUGGACACCUGUAUAUUGUGAUGGAAUAUUGUGACGGAGGGGACCUAAUGCAGAAGAUAAAGCAUCAGAAAGGAAAGUUGUUUCCUGAAGAUACAAUACUUAAUUGGUUCACACAAAUGUGCCUUGGAGUAAAUCACAUUCACAAGAAACGUGUGUUACACAGAGAUAUCAAGUCCAAGAACAUCUUCCUCACCCAAAGUGGAAAAGUAAAACUGGGAGAUUUUGGAUCUGCCCGUCUUCUCUCCAAUCCUAUGGCGUUUGCUUGUACAUAUGUGGGAACACCCUAUUACGUGCCCCCAGAAAUUUGGGAGAACAUGCCUUACAACAAUAAAAGUGACAUCUGGUCCUUGGGAUGCAUUCUCUAUGAGCUCUGUACCCUUAAGCAUCCAUUUCAGGCAAACAGCUGGAAAAGUCUUAUUCUCAAAAUAUGUCAGGGGUCCCUGAGCCCACUGCCAUCUCAGUACUCCUGUGAACUCCAGCUUCUGAUCAAGCAGAUGUUUAAAAGGAAUCCCUCACAUCGCCCUUCUGCUACAACACUUCUCUCCAGAGGCUCUUUGGCUCGGCUUGUCCGCAAGUGCUUACCCCCAGAGAUCAUCACAGAAUAUGGCAAUCAGGUAUUAGAAGAAACCAAAAAUUCUAAGCAUAGUACACCAAGGAAAAAGGCAGACCCCAGCAGAAGCAAGAUAGCUUUGGAAGAUGAGGCAGCCACGAUGCCAGGAGAAGAACAAGAUAGAAAGUAUAGCCACACUGAUUUAGAAAACAUUAAUAAAAAUUCAGUUGAAAGUGCACUGGGGACAUUAAAUAAAGAGAAAGAUAAUAAAUCAGUCCAUCCGAGGAAACGCAGUUCACCAAGUCCUGUCAGGAGACAGUGGGAGAAAAAUGUCCCCAACACAGCUCUCAUGGCUCUGGAAACUGCAGCCAUACUCUCCUCCAGCUUAGCAGCCGGGGAUGAGAGAGGUGGUUCUGUAAUAAAGUACAGUGAAAAUAACACCCGUAAGCAGUGGCUCAAAGAGACUCCAGAAACUCUGAUGAACAUCCUUAAGAAUGCGGAUCUCAGCUUGGCCUUUCAAACAUACACAAUAUAUAGACCAGGUUCAGAAGAAUUCUUGAAGGGCCCCCUGUCUGAAGAAACAGAAGCAUCAGACAGUGUGGAUGGUGGUCAUGAUUCUGUCAUUUUGGACCCAGAGAGAUUGGAACCUGGACUGGAUGCAGAGGACACGGAUUUUGAGGAGGAUGACGACAGGCCUGACUGGGUGUCAGAACUGAAGCGGCGAGCUGGCUGGCAAGAAGCUUCGGAUGGGUGACGCCCAAGGAAGCGCUCCGUAGUCAGAUCGAGUAGAUGUUGAAAAUGAGGAAUUAAUGUUUGGAUAAUAUCAGCUCACAGGCUUUAUAGUUUUCUUUGGACACAAAACGAAGAAGGGGAAACUGUGAAUAUUUAAAAUUGUUCCUGAUUAGUACCACAAGGCUUAAAAAACCUGUAACUCUCAUGAGUUGUUGAACUGAAAGGAGAAGGCGUAGAAGAAUGGCUCUGAACUUCAGGCUUUCAGUCAGAAAAGAAAUCGGAGGCUACUGCUUCCAGUUUGUGUGAUUGUGGGAAAUUAUUGAAGCUCUUUGAGCCCCCGUUUCCCUGACUCUAAAACGAGGUGAUAAUGCCUUCCUCACAGGGAUGCUGACCAAAGACCAUGGCGGCAGCCCUUCACAUUAUUUCUGCACUGUUACAAUUGGUGCUUAAUUGCUGUGUAACUAUUUUUACAUUUCUGAAAGGCUUGAGGAUCUAAAU
Molecule: messenger RNA, 1994 nt
Organism: Enhydra lutris kenyoni (northern sea otter)
Lineage: Eukaryota; Metazoa; Chordata; Mammalia; Carnivora; Mustelidae
Product: NIMA related kinase 3
Exons: 15
Coding region: 1-1518 (505 amino acids)
Biological process (GO): protein phosphorylation
Molecular function (GO): protein kinase activity; ATP binding
Source: RefSeq, a predicted model, not a curated record